ACUUCGGUGAACCGCCAUUUCAUUGUUUUUAUCCCAUGGCUUUGUCUUUGUUCUUUAUUUCUUCCCCUGAAACGAUUCGAUUAGCUUCCAAAUACCAUUCAAGGACGUUGCGACUGCGGUUCCGUUCAUCGAGUUCCAAAUAUGAGCCGACACCCUACCUUAAGAUGGGCACAAACAUCGGACAGGCUAUUCAUAACAAUUGACAUCCCUGAUGCCCAGGAUGUGAAGCUUAAGUUGGAGCCUGAAGGGAAAUUUUUCUUUUCUGCAAUUGGUGGAGCAGAGAAGAUUCCAUAUGAAAUCGACAUUGAUCUCUACGAUAAAGUUGACAUAAAUGAGAGUAAGGCUAGUGUUGCCAUGAGAAACAUCAGAUAUAUGAUAGAAAAGGCUGAAAAGAAGUGGUGGAGCAGAUUGUUGAAGCAAGAAGGGAAACCUCCUGUGUUUGUGAAAGUUGAUUGGGACAAAUGGGUUGAAGAAGAUGAGGAAACUGAGAAUAAGUCUGGCAAUGAUAUAGAUUUCGGCGACAUGGACUUUUCGAAACUUGGUAUGGGUGCUGGUGCAUUUGGAGAGGAUGAUGAAGACAACAACGACAUCGACAAUGAGGGUGACGAUAAAGAAGGGGUAGAACUCGAUCGAGCACCUCUUGCAGAGCCUGGUUCUACAAGUAGCAAACCUGAUGCUAAAGCUUAAGUUGGUAACUCUGCUUAGUUUAAGGUAAAUGCUGCUCAUAUCCUGCAUCCGGAGGGGUGGGCAUGACAUGACAUGACAUCCUAGGGACUUAAGAGUGUUCAUAUUUUGAUUGCAUUUAGCUUUAAGAAUAUUUUCUCCUGGAACCUCUCUGCGUUUAGAUUUUGGAUUGCAAUGCGUUGUGGUUUGUUUUUCGAUGCUGCCUUUACGGAUCAAACAACUGAGCAAACUCAUACGUGCUUAUUUGUUUCUUUUAUCUUAUGGUUAAACACAAAUAUGAAUACAUAUUAUUAGUCAAA
This is a messenger RNA of Cucurbita pepo subsp. pepo (vegetable marrow), 983 nucleotides long. Its product is annotated as co-chaperone protein p23-1. Lineage: Eukaryota; Viridiplantae; Streptophyta; Magnoliopsida; Cucurbitales; Cucurbitaceae. Gene Ontology annotation, biological process: protein folding; chaperone-mediated protein complex assembly. Gene Ontology annotation, cellular component: nucleus; cytosol. The record is from RefSeq and is a predicted model, not a curated record. Gene Ontology annotation, molecular function: protein-folding chaperone binding; Hsp90 protein binding.